GUGAGUGUCUGUGAUUGUGUGCGUGUGUGUACAACAAGAAUAAUAACAGCAACAACAACUGUGCAAGGAUCGCCGUCAGGGUAGUUUGUUUGAACAAAGCCCAAAGUUGUGUGGAGGAGACGGGUGGAGAGAGCGAGACGCGUGUGUCCUCUCUUCUAUACUCUUUUGUGCGCUUUUGCCGCCUGGAAUGCGCUGCAGCCCAACUAAACAAAAACAACUGCAGCAACAACAAUAACUAACACACACACACAUACACGCACUCUAAAACCGGGUGCCGGCUGAAAGGGGAGGAAACGCUGCUUAAUUGUUUGCAGGAUUCUUUUGAAGCACCGCUGUGCUGCAACUGCAGCUGGAAGCUGACUACGAAUAAACUCAAGACCCGUGCUGCCAAAACUCUGGCUGAGGCUCAACCGAAUAAAAUGUCGAUAAAACGUAAAAAUCUGAAGUUAAUUUUCUUUGAACAGUGACGAAACAGAGCAAUUUCGAAAAACAAAACGAAAACAAAGUGAAAAGUCAAGCCGAAGCUAACGAAAACGAAUAUACUAUCGAUUUGCAUUCACAUAUGUAUAUGUAUAUAUAAAUAUAUAUACAUAUUUAGUUAGAAGAAACAGAAAACGAAAAUGGAUCUUAGUCUCGAACGCGAUAGCUCGGCGCUGGGCAGCUUGUUUCAACAGAUUAUCAAUGACAUGAAGAACACAUCUCCAUUAUGGGAGGACUUUGUGGCCAAGGCUAGCAAGCUACACACAUGCCUGCGCGCUGCGAUUCAGGCAAUUGCCGCCUAUUUGGAUGCCUUCCAAAAGAUCGCCGAUGCUGCAACCAAUUCCAGAGGUGCAUCCAAGGAGAUUGGCACCGCCUUGACGCGCGUUUGCCUGCGCCACAAGGCAGUCGAAACGCGCUUGAAGACCUUUACGAGCGCCAUUAUGGAUUGCCUAGUGCAGCCAUUGCAGGAUAAGAUCGAGGAUUGGAAACGUACCGUGGCCACCAUCGAUAAGGAUCAUGCCAAAGAGUAUAAGCGCUGUCGCAGCGAGCUAAAGAAGCGUUCCAGCGACACGCUGCGCUUGCAGAAGAAAGCGCGCAAGGGGCAGACGGAUAACAGUUUGCAAUCCUUGAUGGAUUCUCAUAUGCAGGAUGUUACACUGCGUCGCGCCGAGCUGGAGGAGGUGGAAAAGAAGUCCUUGCGUGCGGCCAUGGUUGAGGAGCGUUUGCGUUUCUGUAGCUUUGUGCGCAUGCUGCAGCCGGUGGUGCAUGAGGAAUGCGAAGUAAUGUCCGAGCUGGGACAUCUUCAGGAGGCCAUGGAGUCCAUUGCUUUGGUCACCAAGGAGCCGAGCGUGCUGCCCCAAGCAUCGGAGGAACUUAUACAUGAUGCCAAGGCUAGCAUUAAUUUGUAUCCCGAAUCGCCAGGUGGUGGCUCUGGCUCUCAGGGCGGCGGUUGCUCGAAUUCUUUAGGCUCGCGCAAGAGCUCCGUUUGCUCUAUUAGCAGCAUGAACAGCAGCGGCUCCAGCAACUCGCCGGGUCAUCAUCACUAUCAGCGUUCGCUGUCGCAGUUUGUAACGCCCGCAAUUCGCUUGAAACCUGGUGAAUCCAGUGAUAGUGGCUUUUGCUCAUCGCCCGCGCUAACAACACAGGCUUCGACUGCAACUAAUCAAACACAUGCUGUUUCCACUUGGCCGCCACAUUCCCAGGAUGUUGUUGACACUCUUCCACCGACUGCCGAUCGUCCGCAUACGAUUUCCACCACUUACGAAAAGGGACAUCAGCGUCCGCCUCUAACUGUAUACACGUUCCAAAAUCCAGAGACCAUUCACGAGUCAAGCAGCAGUGGCAGUCUUAUAACAGCAGCUGCUCCACCGCCUGGAGCUGGAGCAGUUCCUGCUGGAGGAGCUAAUCAAAGCAAUUCGGGCGGUCAAACGACGCCCGCUCCACAAAAGUCGCCAGCUGCUUCGCUAAGUCGUCCGCCGUUGCCAGUUAAGCCGGCACAUGUGCGCUGCUCCUCGUUGGAACGUCCACUGUCCGCGCAGAGCAAUCAUCGACAGAAUAGUGGACAAAACUUGCUGCAGCGCCAGUGCCCCUCACCGAUUCCGGCUCAUAUCACGAAAGAGCUGUCCGCCGCACAUCAUGCACAGCAGCAACAACAGCAGCAGCAACAGCAAACACAGCAGCAGCAACAGCAACAGCAGACCACGCCCACCUAUGUUAACAUGUCUGAGCUGGCAGCUAUGAAACUAACCAAUCAGCAACAACAACAGCAACAGCAGCAAUCACAACAGCAACAACAGCAAUCAGCAACACCUUUGCUACAGCAACAGAGCAGCAUCGAUUCAAUAAGUUCACAGCACUCUAAUGACUCGUCGACCAGCUCACUGCAGCAGCAACUGUUGCACCAUCAACAGCAGCAACAGCAGCAGCUAGCACACAUGAAUCAUCAUCAGCAACGCGGCACACGCUCCCAUUCCAUAUCGUCGUCGGUGUCCUCGAAUACGGCCUCAUCGCUGCACUCGCAUCCAUCGAUCGAUUCGGCUGUUGUUGGUGCUGCUGCUGCCGCUGCCAGCAACACAACGCCAUCGAGCGGCUGUUCGACGCCACAGAAUCACUAUUCACCAUUGUUAACCAACUCACCUACGUCCACCGCUGCAGGUACUCCAAGCAAUGGCAGCAUUGCCAGCGGCCUGGGCUUUGUCUAUCAGAUCAGUUCACCAACGCCGCCCGCCAGCGCCGCCACCGAAGUGCUGAAGAUAACGGAAGCAUCGUCGUCAACCACGCCAGACACCGAUGAACGUUCGCGUGCCUCGGUGCUGCAGAAAGCAUCGAUGUUUGAGAAGCAAGCAGCAGCAGCUGCUGCCCCACCAGCUCCUGUUCCAGCAGCAACAGCUGUGCCAGCGACCACAGGACGACGUGCCGAGGAGCUGCGCGCCGUGGAGCAACAUGAAAUGGGAGGAGGAGGAGGCGCAGCAGGAGGAUUAGGAGCGGCAGUGGUUGGCUCUACACGCAUUGCACGUCGUUCUUCCAUUAAUCAGGCCAAGCCACCGCCGCCAGUGCGACGCAGUUCCUCAGUGACGCCCAGCGCUAAUAACGGGCAACAGCCCCAGCAGCAAUUGUCGCUGCAGCACAGUAACAGCAACAUUAGCUGCUCCAGCGAGCAUUUGCCACCGCCGCCCGCGUUUAUGCUUGAGGCUACAGCGGCGAUGCCCAGCUCGGCGCUCAAAGUGUCGGAGACGGUGCGUGCUUUGGCUGCUAUGCGGCAUCAGCCUGCCUCGCCCGUUGCGCUGCGGCGCAUGCAACAGCAACAGCAGCAGCAGCAACAACAACAACAUUCUCUACAGCAGCAGUCAUAUCGCACCACAUCGCCCUGUGCUGCCGGCGCUGGCAGCAGCAUCUAUGCACAGCCAAAAAUUGUGAGCAACAUGUCCAGCUUCCGCAGCAGCAGCCCCAGUCCGAAUGGCCACGCCCAUUCGCUGCCACCGACACAACCGAAGGCCAAUCCGAAUCUAAUUGCACAGCUAAAUGCACGACUCAACAGCAAGCAGCAGCAACACCAACAGCAACAACAGCAGCAGCAGCAGCAGCAGCAGCAACAUGUUGCUGAGGGCAUUUAUGGCAAUACAAUUGGCAACGAAUCCAUUUACAUGCGCAGCGGUUUGUCCAUGCAACAGCAACAGCAGCAACAAUAUGACGCAGCUGCGCAAACAGCAAACAUGCGACAACAGCAGCAGCAGCAACAUCUGCAACAGCAGCAGCAACAGCAACACUAUACUUGCCCGCCACCGCUUGAGGAUCCCCCACCGCCGCCCAUUUACUCAGCAACAAUGCCUAAGAAAAUGGCACGCGGCAAUGUUGCACAUAGCAACAACAGCAACACUAACAGUGGCAGCAACAUGUCCAAUCAUGUGAUGACCGCAACGCUGCCCAAAAACAUAUUGCAACAGCAACGUUUACAACAGCAACAGCAACGUUUGCAACAGCAACAACAACAAUAUCAACAGCCUUCGGGCCCUGGCAUGGGUAUGGGCAAUGGUCAUGCUAAUCAACGUGCAGCCAUGCCGUUGCCACAGCAACAACAACAGCAGCAGCAGCAACAAUUGCAACAGCAACAACGACAGCCACCUUUGCCAUCGCGUCAUUCCAGCGUGCAGCAAAAGAUAUUUGUAUCAACGAAUCCAUUUAUACAGACCACAGCUGUCAAGCUACACUCGACACCGCCCGCUGCCUCGCCCACUUGUGGCUCACCUGUAGCGCUCGCCAGCAUUUAUGGCACCACAGCGCGUGGCGGCAGCAGCAGCAGCGCACAGCAGCAACAGCAGCAAUAUUAUCGCGAUGUUGCUGGCGGCAAUAGCAAUGGAGGCGCUGUUUACUAUGCGGCUCACAACAAUAGCCACGCCCAUUCGCACGCCCACGUGCCACAUCAUUCAAACUAUGCCGCUAGCACCAAUAUCGAAAAGACUGGCAGCAUUCGUGCCAAGACCAAGGCUGAAUUUCUUGAGAAUCUCAAUGCCAAGCUGGCCAAACAGGGAAUGUCUGGACGUGCAUUUGCAGUGCGAAAUCUAAUCAACAGCAAGGCCCUGCCGGAUCCUCGCAUUUGUCAUGAGUCGCUGAUGGAUCAAAUAAAACGUGGAGCGACCUUGAAACGCAAUCAAAAGAUCAACGAUCGAAGUGCGCCCAAAAUACAUUAAUUUAAUUAAAAUAAAUAAUAAUAUAGCAUGGAAAAAUAACUAUUGAGGCCUGCUCGACUGCAGAGUUUUAUGGCGAGUUUAGUUUGAAACUAAGAAAAGCUCACAUUAAAUAUAAAAUAUAUAACUAAACACACACUCACACACAUACAUACAUUUAUGAUUACAUA
This is a messenger RNA of Drosophila hydei, 4834 nucleotides long. It is a transcript of the gene mim, whose product is annotated as protein MTSS 1. Lineage: Eukaryota; Metazoa; Arthropoda; Insecta; Diptera; Drosophilidae. Bases 621 to 4667 code for a protein of 1348 amino acids. The transcript is spliced from 17 exons. The record is from RefSeq and is a predicted model, not a curated record. Gene Ontology annotation, cellular component: cytoplasmic side of plasma membrane; actin cytoskeleton. Gene Ontology annotation, biological process: plasma membrane organization; cell projection assembly. Gene Ontology annotation, molecular function: actin binding; phospholipid binding.